CUUAAAGGAGAACAAGACAACAGCAAAGCAGUUUAACUGUACUGUUGUAGCUGAAAACAUUUCAUAUCAUACAAAGAAACAGUAGCUUCCACAAUGGAUCGGGACAAAGCUAGUCCGUCCCCCUCCACACUCCAGGAGUCCCCAGGUCCACCGCCUCUCCGUACUUUACUGCUGGUUCUGGUCGACUGUAGGAAAACACCGGGGCCGAGUGGAACUGAGAGACGAGAAGGAGAAGAGGAAGAUGGAGAUAUGAUUUCAUUAAGUAAGAACCAUGGGGACAUCCCUAAUCAUUGUUUUCUUAGUGGGAAGGGCUUAUCAUCUGAGGAGCCUCAACAACAUGAUGCUGACAAGAAAGAGAAGAGUCUCUCCAGAUCAGAACACCUCAAGAAACACCAGCAUAGAGGUAUAGGGAAGAAACUUCACUGCUGCUCUGACUGUUGGAAACAUUUUGCUAAACAAGACUUGACUAUUCAUGAGCAAAUUCACACCGGAGAGAAACCGUUCCACUGCUCUCAGUGUGGGAAGAGUUUCGCUGCAUCUAAAACUUUAAAAUCGCAUCAGAUAAUUCAUACAGGGGAGAGGCCUUACCCCUACUUUGAUUGUGAGAAAUGCUUCAAACAAUCAGGAGCCCAGACUACACACAAACACACAGGAGAGAAGCCUUAUAGCUGUGAUCAGUGUGGGAAGAGCUUCAAUCAAUCAGGAGCCCUGACUAGACACCAACGCAUACACACAGGAGAGAAGCCUUAUAGCUGUGAUCAGUGUGGGAAGAGUUUUACUCGAGAUUACACCCUGACUGUACACCAGCGCAUACACACAGGAGAGAAACCUUAUAGCUGUGAUCAGUGUGGGAAGAGCUUUAAUCACUCAGGAGACCUGACUAUACACCAACGCAUACACACAGGAGAGAAACCUUAUAGCUGUGAUCAGUGUGGGAAGAGUUUUAAUCAAUUAGGACACCUGACUAGACACCAACGCAUACACACAGGAGAGAAGCCUUAUAGUUGUGAUCAGUGUGGGAAGAGCUUCAAUCAAUCAGGAGACCUAACUGCACACCAGCGCAUACACACAGGGGAGAAGCCUUAUAGCUGUGAUCAGUGUGAAAAGAGCUUCAAUCGUUCAGGGAACCUGACGACACACCAACGUAUACACACAGGGGAGAAGCCAUAUAACUGUGAUCAGUGUGGGAAGAGUUUCAAUCAAUUAGGACAACUGAUUAUACACCAACGCAUACACACAGGAGAGAAGCCUUAUAGCUGUAACCUGUGUGAGAAGAGCUUCAAUCACUCAGGAGUCCUGACUAGACACCAACGCAUACACACAGGAGAGAAGCCUUAUAGCUGUGAUCAGUGUGGGAAGAGCUUCAAUCAUUCAGGUACCCUGAGUGAACACCAACGCUUACACACAGGAGAGAAGCCUUAUAGCUGUGAUCAGUGUGGGAAGAGCUUCAAUCACUCAGGACACCUGACUAUACACACACGCAUACACACGGGAAAGAAGCCUUAUAGCUGUGAUCUGUGUGGGAAGAGCUUCAGUCAAUCCGGAGACCUAACAGCACACCAGCGCAUACACACAGGAGAGAAGCCUUAUAGCUGUGAUCAGUGUGGGAAGAGCUUCAAUCAAUCAGUACACCUGACUACACACCAGCGCAUACACACAGGAGAGAAGCCUUAUAGCUGUGAUCAGUGUGAGAAGAGUUUCAGGACAUCAGAUCACCUGAUUAAACACCAACGCAUACAUACAGGAGAGAAACCUUAUGGCUGUGAUCAGUGUGGGAAGAGUUUCAAUCAAUCAGGACACCUGACUACACACCAGCACACACACUGGAGAGAAACCUUUUUCCUGUCUAUGUGGAAAUAGCUUUGCUCAUUCAGGGUCACUGAAAAAACACCAUAAAGCACAAACAUGUCAUCUUUUAUCUCCCUCUCUGGCACCGGUUCCAGAUUCCUAAAUACAUUUUCAAUAGAAAACAUAUUGUAAAGAGUUAUCCAUCUUCCAUUCUCUAACAGUUUACUAAGUCUGAUUACCAUGGUAACCAGUGUCGCAUAAUAUGCAGCUCUAGAUCCAUAUGUAUCAAGCGUCUUGGAGUAGGAGUUCUGUAUCUUAUUUCAUUACCUCCUAUUAUCCUUUAAGUAAUAAUAGAAUAAUGUUUCAACAAUACUAGGUGUGUAUUCAUGUAUUUAGUAGAUCAAUAAAUUAAAUCCAUUAUCUGCUCAACCA
Salmo salar (Atlantic salmon) is the source of this 2220-nucleotide messenger RNA. RefSeq lists its product as uncharacterized. Gene Ontology annotation, cellular component: PcG protein complex; transcription regulator complex; chromatin. The record is from RefSeq and is a predicted model, not a curated record. Gene Ontology annotation, biological process: regulation of transcription by RNA polymerase II. Lineage: Eukaryota; Metazoa; Chordata; Actinopteri; Salmoniformes; Salmonidae. Gene Ontology annotation, molecular function: RNA polymerase II cis-regulatory region sequence-specific DNA binding; DNA-binding transcription factor activity, RNA polymerase II-specific.